Molecule: messenger RNA, 1634 nt
Organism: Tinamus guttatus (white-throated tinamou)
Lineage: Eukaryota; Metazoa; Chordata; Aves; Tinamiformes; Tinamidae
Gene: ADAT1
Product: adenosine deaminase tRNA specific 1
Biological process (GO): tRNA processing
Molecular function (GO): adenosine deaminase activity; tRNA-specific adenosine deaminase activity; RNA binding
Source: RefSeq, a predicted model, not a curated record
AUGUGGUCGGCCGAUGAGAUCGCUCAUCUCUGUUACGUGCACUAUAGCUCCGUGCUCCCGAAACAGGGGAAGCCAGACCCAAACAGGGAGUGGACUUCCCUGGCAGCUGUUGUCAAAGUGGAGCCAGCAGUGUGCGGAGAGGAUGGUGCUAGUCCACAGAGCACACAGGUAAACAAGGAAGUUGUUGCCAUGGGGACUGGAACAAAAUGUAUCGGUGAAAACAAAAUGAGAAAAACAGGGGACAUUCUGAAUGACAGUCAUGCUGAAAUUGUGGCCAAGAGGAGCUUCCAGAGGUAUCUUCUCCAUCAGAUGCAUCUGGCGGUUUCCUACCAGCAGUGCAGCAUCUUCAUUCCAGGAACCAAAACUGGAAAAUGGAAACUCAAACCAAAUAUCAUAUUUAUUUUCUUCUCCAGUCAUACCCCAUGUGGAGAUGCCUCUAUUAUUCCAAUGAGUGAGCCAGAGAACCAACUUUCUAAGCCAGUGGUUGCAGAAAAUGCAGAUUUUGCAUCAGCAAAGUGUUGUAGAAACCAUGAGCGUUUGGGUCCAGAAGGUAAAAGGAAAUUAGAGGAAAUGGCAAGUAAUCUUGUAACCAAGAAAAUAAAAACUGUUAAUGACUGUUUUCCUGUGAUCACUGAAGACUUGGCUGUUCAGCAAGUAUCUGGGAAGCAAGCAAGCUUAGAAGACAACACCAAUCCAAAGAGCUUUGAAUAUUCUGCAGAGAUGCAAAGAGCUGAUAAGGAUGCUGGCCUAGGCAGAGCCAAGGUGGUCGAUGUUUAUAGAACCGGAGCAAAGUGCGUACCUGGAGAGUUAGGCGACAUCCAAAAACCUGGAAUAGCAUAUCACUGUGUGGGAUUAUUGCGAGUGAAGCCAGGUCGUGGGGACAGAACACGCUCCAUGUCCUGCAGCGAUAAAAUAGCUCGCUGGAAUGUACUAGGAUGUCAAGGAGCUCUUCUGAUGCAUUUCCUGCAGCGUCCGGUAUAUCUGUCAGCAAUUGUAGUGGGGAAGUGUCCAUAUAGCCAAGAAGCUAUGCGAAGAGCAAUUAUUGGAAGGUGUCAGCAGAUCUCAUUUUUACCAGAUGGCUUCCUCACUCAGGAGGUUCAACUCUUGCAGUCAAAUCUUCAAUUUGAACAUAGCCGUCAGGCAAUCCAGGACGCUCAAACUAACAGCAAAACAAAGCUUGUUCCCUGUGGUGCAGCUAUCAGUUGGAGUGCAGUCCCUGAGCAACCUCUGGAUGUCACCUCAAACGGCUUUCGUCAGGGAACAACAAAGAAGGACAUCGGCAGCCAUCAGAGCAGAUCCAAGAUCUGUAAAGUAGAACUCUUCCAUACAUUCCAAAAGCUGGUGACAAGUAUUUCACAGGAGAUUCUACCAGACACCCUCAGGAUGAAGACUCUAGAAACCUAUUGUGACUACAAAGAAGCUUCAUUAAAUUAUCAAGAAGCCUGGGAAGUGCUGCGUAGCCAAGCCCUGCAGGGUUGGGUCAAGAAUGCCAAGGAAUACCUGCACUUCACAUGAAAAUAUAUGAGGCUGUAUAAAUUUAGCAAUAAGCUCUGGUACACAGCAGAUACCUCUGCAUUUCAAGAGGCAGGAAAAUAUGUGCUCUAGUUUCUGUGCCUCAGGGAGAUAGAAGUGAA